AUGAAGUUCUUUGGCAUUACCUCUCUGCUUGUUGCGGCAGCAGCAGCGGCUCCCACCGAGAUACUUGAGUCCCGUCAAACUGGAAGCACCAUCAAUGAGCUUGAAAGUGGAGCUUGCAGACCUUUGAUCCUCAUCUUCGCCCGUGGCUCAACCCAGCCGGGUAACAUUGGAGACAAUGUUGGCCCAGCGACAUGCAAUCAACUCAAGUCGGCUUAUGGCAGCACCAGAGUUGCUUGCCAAGGUGUAGGAGGCCCAUACGGUGCAUCCCUCAUUGGCAACUUGUCGCCAGAGGGAACUCCAAUGGACGGCAUCAACGAGGGCAUUCGUCUCUUCAACCUCGCAAGGUCCAAGUGUCCAAGUUCAAAAGUCGUUGCCGGCGGUUACAGUCAAGGAGCUGCUCUCAUCACUGGCUCCGUUCGCCGUCUCCCUGCCGCCAGCCAGACCAACCUUGCAGGUGUCAUCUUUUACGGAAAUACUCGGCAAGAUGAAGAGAAUGGCAAGAUUCCAAACUACCCGAACGAUCGUGUCUUGUCCAUCUGUGCGGCUAAUGACGGCGUUUGUGACGGCGGUUUGGACGUCACCCCUGGACACUUGGGCUACCUGGACGAUGUACCGACGGCCGUCAACUUUCUUCGUGGUAGAKUCACUGCGCUUGGUGGUAUCUGA
This is a messenger RNA of Ramularia collo-cygni, 666 nucleotides long. RefSeq names its product related to Probable cutinase 1. The record is from RefSeq and is a predicted model, not a curated record. The transcript has 4 exons. Gene Ontology annotation, biological process: carbohydrate catabolic process. Gene Ontology annotation, molecular function: cutinase activity. The coding region runs from base 1 to 666 and encodes 221 amino acids. Gene Ontology annotation, cellular component: extracellular region. NCBI's taxonomy places the organism in Eukaryota, Fungi, Ascomycota, Dothideomycetes, Mycosphaerellales, Mycosphaerellaceae.